Molecule: messenger RNA, 6680 nt
Organism: Numida meleagris (helmeted guineafowl)
Lineage: Eukaryota; Metazoa; Chordata; Aves; Galliformes; Numididae
Gene: CFAP74
Product: cilia and flagella associated protein 74
Exons: 39
Coding region: 544-6204 (1886 amino acids)
Source: RefSeq, a predicted model, not a curated record
AUUGUUUUACAUAAUCUGAGCCACACUGAAAGAAUUAAGAUUCCAUUAUUGGCAUGUCUUGCUGCCGAACAGCUAGAAACCUCCAUAGAGGAGCUGCUGUCACCUUGGAAACGUUCGGGAGGAAGAACCGGCCGCCUGAAGAGCGGCAUGGAGCCACGCAGCCACCGCAGCGUCCGGCUCCACAGCCCCACACGGGUGCCCAGUUGGUGCUCCAGGAACUUCACCAGAACGCCUCUCCGUUUGGGACUGCAGCACUGGGAUUUCAGUUUAUACGUGCGCACUUCUCGCUCGGUUUCUCAGAGGUGUAUCACCCACGGCUGUGCCUACGGGACCUGGGCAUCAGUGAGUGCCUCUGUACUCGUCCUGCAGCUUAAAGCGGGGCUGGAUGCAUUGACUCCCAGUGGGUGACUGGGAAUCAGGAGAUACGACCUUGUCUGGGGAACUGUAACUUGGCACCUUCAGAGGGAUGCCCGAUAUCUCCUGUCUUCUCCCAUGUGCGUGUGAGAGGAGAAUGCUGGCCCCGGUGCCAAGCGGUUCACCACCAUGCACUGCACUCGCUCACAGCUCAUAGCGAAGGCACCAAUUAGCUGUUCAUUUUUGACUCAAGCUGGUUACGUUCACAGGAAACUUAGCGGUCACACUUGUCUUCACCGAUUGCCGAGGCCGAUCCUGGGAUGUCGUCGCUAUGAAAAUGAGCCAAGCAGGCGUGAAGGAGCCGUGCACAACCCCCGCGGCAGCAGCGCUCCCCGGCCGCCCGCCUGCACGCCCCGCGCGGGGCCAACCGCGUCCAGCGGCUGCGGGCGCUGCUCCCCCCGCUCCCCCCGGCGCCGCCGCGUGGUUCGCUCCGUUGCCGGGGCAGCGCGGGCAGCGGCCGGGCCCUUCCGCCGCCUUUGGCCGAGGAGAGGCCGCGUGGAGCGAGCUGGGCCGCGGGGCUUCGGCAGCGAGCGCUCGGGCCGCUCCGGGUACAUCGCCGCGGCUUCGCUCGUGUGCGGGGGUUCGUUCUUCGUGCGGUCCCGCUUUGCCUUUAAGGCACCAACUUUAUGGCUUCCUGCAGAUUUCUGUGUACUCACCGACUCGCAGCCGUCUCCGUGUCAGCCCACCUGCUCUGACGGAGCCGCCGGGAUGGACAGCAGCGAGCCCGGGGGGGGUGGUGAGGAGGAACCGACUCUCAUCCCGUUUCUGGAGCAGGAAGGCAACGGCGCAGCAGCUCAGAGCCCCGACCUGAGAGAACAUGGGGAAGAAGACAAGCUUGAAGAAGAUUUGUCUGAUGGCGGCAAGAUGGAGAACGAGGUCACUUCGGAAGGAGCUGGAGACAAGUCUGAACCUAGCAUGGACAGCUUGGAACACUGCUCGGACAUUACAGAUAGUCACGCUCUGAAGUCUGCAGAUAGAAUUUGCCUGUUUGCUUUACCCAGGGACCUAAAAGAGCUCAGUGACAUGGCCAAAGAAAAGCAACUUGUGGUGCAGAAAAUCAGAGACGAGCUGACUGCCUGCCAGCUGCGGAUCAAAACACUAGAAAAGCAGCUGGAGUAUGUAGACAUUGAAACAGAAGAGAAGAAGGAGGCUGGCAACGUCGCGGCCGUGUUCCGCCUCCAGGCAAUGCACAGGCGACUGUGCACUGAGCUGGAGGAUGAGAAGGAUUUUGAGUUGAGAAUUGCUUUGACACUGAAAGAAAGCACGCUUGAGAUGUGGCAGAUAGAAACCCAGCUGGGAAAACAUGAAAUCCUCCAUAAACAAGUUAAAAAAGAUGAGGAGGAGCUAGAGAUGCAAUACCAAGAGCAAGCAGAAGUGCGGAUUCGGAAGGAAAAAAUAGCAGCACUGAAAGCAGAAGAAAAUCAGCUGUCUCUAAAAAAAAAAGAAGAGGAAGCCCAGAAAAAAUAUGAAAAAAGGUGUAAAGAAAUGGUUGAAGGUGCCAAAAGGAACCAUGACAAAGCAGUCUACUUCCUAAGAAAAAGCAUGGCAAGAAUUCAUGAGAAGAAUGCAAAGGAAGAAGCAAAAACUCAGGAGCAUAUGGAGAGAAGGAUGCAAGCUGUGCUCUCCCUGAAAAACAGCAUAACUUCCAAUAGGGAAAAACUGCAGGCUCUCCAGGCUCGGAACAAAGAAAUGGCCUGUGAGGCAAAGAAGCAGGAGAUGACAAUGAGGGAGGCUAUCCGAGCAGAAGGAGGCAAUGUUGCCAAGGAAAUUUUUCUCCAUAAACGUCUGCUAGAGCAUGAAAAAGAGAAACAAGCUUUCAUAGAACAACAAAAAUCAAGAAAAAUUGAGAUUGUAUCUAAAAUUUUGCAAGAAAAAGCUUCUAUUCGCAAGCAGAAAAAUCAGCAGUCCUGUACUAAGGCAAUUAAGAGUGGUGGGAAAUGUAAGGAUUCUUCACUGUGGAGAAAGAAAGCAUGGCGAUACAUUGAGAAGAGCUGCAAGCAUCCAGCUGGAGAGCUACCACAGAAGCCGUGCUGCUCUCCGUCACCUUCCUCCCCAGCUGGUGAGAGAACUGCUUCUGCAGGAGGGCAUCCUGAAAACAUCCCCCAUGAUGUGCUCUGUGAAAAUGAUGAAGAUGAGAAGGAGAGGGACAAGAUCCCAGCAGAACCAGAGCUGCCAGGACUACAGAGUCAGGAAUGUGACUUGGACAAGAUAUCCAAAGAAGAAACGGAUACGAAGCAGCUGGCUACAAGGGUAAUGGAAACAGAGAUUUUAGAGGAAAAAAAGGAGGAAUUCCAAACUAGAGUUUUUCGUAAGGGAACAGAGUCUGGUCAUGAACAUAAAGGACAAACUUUCUAUAGCAAACCAAGUUGCAUUCAUUUCAAGGACUUUGAUGUUGGGAAAAUCUACAAAAAGAAGAUAGUUUUGAUAAAUGCCUCCCCCAGCAUUAACUACUGCAAACCAGUGGCAAUCAGUGAAUGGCUGAAGGACUUCAUCAGCAUUCAGUUUGACCCGCCUGGCAAAAUGUCUGCAGGAAUGUCCUGUGAAGUGGGGGUAACCUUCAGACCAGUGAUAAAUGAAAACCUGGAAGGAGAAAUCAUGUUUAUGGCCCAGACAGGUUCUUUCUUUGUUCCAUUGAAGUGUACAGUCAAGACGUGCACACUGGCACUAGAUAAAGUGCUUGUUGACUUUGGCACUCAUGUGGUGGGAGAGACAAUUUCGCGAACCAUCAACCUGACAAACACUGGAGCUUUGGGAACGAGAUUCAAAGUUCAGAUGUCAGCAGGUGACAGUGGCACACGUGGAGCAGCAGCAGCAUCUUCUACUGCAAGAAUGGUUACUCAACCGUGCAGUGACUCCGCUCCUGAAAAGGAAGACAGGAAUAGUUCCAUAACAUCUGUGCUUGAAAAGAAAGAAGAAGUUUGUCCUGAUCAUAGUGAAGAACCAACCUGCUGCGUAGCUGGGGCGGAGCAGCAGAGGGCUGAGACAAGUGGUAGAGAACAACUCGCUCAAGAUGCAUUCAAUUUCCAUUCAGGUAUAGACGCAGACAAUGCACAUAAUUCAAUGGAACCUUCUCCUGAAGAAACACCAACUGAAAUUAUGCUGGGAAAGGUUACUGAAGGUGAAAUCGGACCCUUCAGCUCAGUCAAACUUCAGAUUGUAUUUAGGCCAUCUAUCCCUGGGGAUGUACGGGCAGAGUUUGUGAUCACGUUUGACAACUCAGACUGCAAACCACUGUACUUCGGUGCCGUUGGAGUCUCUAUUGACGUGCCAGUUUGGGUGCCCAAUCCCAACGUUGAUUUAAAAAUCUGUAUGUAUGACCGACUUUAUCAGGAUUGCAUCGUCAUCCGGAGCAGAGCAAAAACUACGCUGCCUUUGAAGUUUGAAGUAUGCAAAGAAUUGAGCAAACACAUGAAGCUGCUUCCAAAAACAGGUUACAUUCAAGCCCAGUCAUCCUUCAGUGUGCAGCUGAAGUUUCUGCCCAGGCGCUCUCUCCCCGAAGAUGCAGGGAGCUAUUUUAAUGGAGAGACAAGCGUGCUGGAAGCUCCGGUGAUGAUACAGAUUGCAGACAAUACUAAACAAAUUAGUUUUACUGUCCAUGCAAUUGUUACUACGUCUGACUUGGAAAUCAGUCCAACAGAAAUCAAUUUUGGCUACUGCACCAUCUAUGAAGCUGUGUGGACAAAUGUCACGCUAACAAACAAGUCCAUCCUGCCACAAGAGUUUGGAUUUGUGAGACUCCCAGAGUUUGUUGAAAUUCAGCCCGGUGAUGGACUUGGAGUUCUUCUUCCCCUUGAAAGUCUGACACUGGACAUAAUCUUUAAAGCCAACAAGGCAAAAGAGUACAGCUUUGAACUGACCUGCAAGACAGAGGUUAAUAGACAAUUCAAGUUGUCAUGCAGAGCAGUUGGAGUCCACCCACCUCUUGAAUUGUCUCAUUCCUUAGUUCAGUUUGCUGCAACAGCUCUAAAUGAUGUGUCUACAGCAACGCUGUAUGUGAUGAAUUCCCAUGUGAGUGCCAACCACUUUACUCAUGCUGUCCCAAGAAUUGGCAGUGGGGAAGUUGCCCCUGCUGGACCCACUUCGUUUGAAUUCCACGUGCCAGAAGACUGUCCUGUGACAAUCACGCCUUCUGUUGGAACCGUGUUGCCUGGGAAGAAAAGCUCGAUUCAAGUGUCCUUCAGACCAACAUUGUCAGAUCAGCUAAUCAGAGAAGAGGCAGCUCAGAGGCUUUGCAGAGCAGCUGCAACAGGGGCAGAAAUACAAUUGCAGAAAAUGAAGAAAGAUGAAAAGAGAGAGGGAAAGAAAUUAAGCCUUCCCAUUUCCAGACAGCCGUCUUCCAGACAGUUCGUAAAGACUGGAAGCAUGAAAUACCUGAGUUCUUCAUAUGAAUCUGAGCAACCAGAAUCCAAAGAGAUAAAGCCUGACUUGGAAGCUUAUACAGCAGCUCAGGCAUUCCUGACAAGGAAUUUCAGAGGGAGGUUUGAAAAAUACAUCAUACCGUGCUUUGUUGCAAGUGGAGAUAUUGAUGAAAAGAAAGGCUCAGAGAAUCUAAGCUUCAGCCCCUAUAACACCUUGUAUUUGGAGCUGCAUUGUCCAGCUGUAGCACCAUCUGUUGUGGUCACUUCAGAUAAUGGAAAAAACACGGUCGAUUUCGGUGGUGUGGCAGUAGGCCAAACAAUAUUUAAGCGAACUACAAUACAAAAUAUCUCCCCGGAGAAGCUGGAACUACGAUUCUCAGUUCUGAAUCUCACUGGUCCCUUCCUGCUGGUCAGAGCAGUUAGGAUGCUUGAGCCAGGUGAAAUCAAAACCCUCAUCAUCUCUUUUUCUCCAAAUGAGAAUAAAUCGUUUUUUGAAACGCUGGACAUCCAGACUGUGAAAAACAACUUAGCACUAAGGAUCACUGGUCAUGGGGUGACGCCAUCCACUGUUUGCUCUGUGGAAGAAGUACUUGAUAUGGGAUAUGUCCUAGCCAGUGAGAAGGCAACUUCUACAUUCAAGAUAGAGAACAAUUCCACGCUGACCCUGCCAUACUCCAUUCAUCUGGCUUCAUUUUCAUCAGCAACGGACAAAGAUUUUCGGAGGAUUCCAUCCUUCCUUAUGUCCUCUUUGCAAAGAACAGAGACUGCUGGAACAGAGAACUAUAAUGGUUUAAAUGUGUUUAGUGUCACUCCGACAGAAGGAGAAAUUGUUGCUGGGAACAGCCAGGACUUUACUGUUACUUUCAGUCCUGAUCAUGAAGGUCAAUACUCUGAGUGUCUCAAGGUUGUGCUCUUUGGCAAGAAAACUGCCCAUGUGAUCCAGCUCAAGGGUGCAGCAAGAGAUCACCCCAUGUUUGUGGAAGGUGGAAUUCCACUAGAUGUGCCCAUUGAGGCCUUGGCUGUAACAUCACCUCUGCCAUUGCAAAAAGCACUAAAAGAAGAGCUACAAGAACCAGUGAAGUCCAUUCUCCUGCUUCUGGAGCACACUGAGGGUGAGAACUCCCUAGUGCCAGCAGGGACCGAGCUGAAAGUCGGAGCCAUACGGACAGCACAGUUUGCAUCUAAGAAGAACGUGGAGUUCAGUUUUGGUAAUCUCUCACACCUCCAGGGGAAGGGAUUCACUAUUGAACCUGUGAAGGGAAAAGUUGAUCGCGGUCAAGUAAAAUGCAUCAGUGUUUGUUGGGUGCCACCUGCUGACUUCGAUGCCAGUGCCCCCCUGAUUGAGACAGCGUUCCUGACCUUAAAAGGCAACAUUAAGGAAUCCUACCGAAUCCUCUUUGUGGCAACAGUUGUAUCUGCUCCCACUAGCUGAGGGCCCAAAGCUACAUGGAAGGUGAAGACUUCAUACUUUGGGGAAAUCACUGGGUCUCAGAUGGAAAGUGGAAAGAUUUUGAAACCGUUGCAAAUAUGUGAGGGGAGGAGGGAAGCAGAAAGGAAGGUAAUUCCUUUCUGUGCAAUUCCUGCUUUUUUUCCCCACAAAAUUCUAUAAAAACUCUGUAUCUACUACUUUUAUUUUCAGACUGACCCAGUGGUAAUAACCUUGUAGUACAGGGAAGAAUUAACAUGAGGGACCAAGCAGAUAAAUCUGCUGUUAAUUGCAGUGUCUUCCGAAGGCAGGAAUUCCCUCAGGAAUAUCUUUUUUUUUUUUUUUUUUUUUUUUUUACCUCUAACUGGGUGAGUUUCAAACAAUGCGUCUGUUUCCAACUUCAUAUGCAUUUCAAUGGCUGUGGUGUUGGGUUUUUUGUUCUUCCUGCUAAGACCAGAAUAAAGCACUUUAUUUUAAGCCUC